UUAUUAGGAUCUAUGGCUGCACAAGAAAUAGUUGCAAUUGAACCAGUAGCAGCAAUGCGUGAAAACCUUAAGAAAAUUCCAAUAAUUACAAAAAUAAUCGAUGGAACAGCUGAGCAUAUUCCAUUUGAUGAUAGUUCUAUUGAUAUAAUUAUUUGUGCACAAGCAUUUCAUUGGUUUGCAACUCACCAGACACUUACUGAACUAAAUCGAGUAUUAAAAUCGAAUGGUUUACUUAUACUUUUGUGGAAUAUACCGAAUAAUCAAGGUGCUCCUGAAUGGGCCGAAAAUAUAACUAAAUAUGUCGAGUCUUUUAAACCAAGUGAGGGGGUAAAUUAUGAAACAGAGAAAUGGAAAGCAGUUUUUGAGAAUCAAAAUUUGUUUUCAUCAUUACAACAUAAACAAUUUAGUCAUAAACAACGAGUAACAGAAGACCUAGCUUUAAAAAUGAUUUUAUCGAUGAGUUUUAUUGCAAAAUUACCUUCGGAAGAGCAAACAAAAUUCAUUGACAAUGUUAAAAAAAUGUUAAACGAUGUUGAAGAGAUUCGAAAUACAAACGGAUUUGAUAUUAAUCUUGAUACAAAUGUCUAUUGGUGUUCACCAUUGAAACCAUCAUCGUAG
Molecule: messenger RNA, 618 nt
Organism: Adineta steineri
Lineage: Eukaryota; Metazoa; Rotifera; Eurotatoria; Adinetida; Adinetidae
Source: the annotation of a GenBank genome assembly